AUCUGUGUCUUUAUAACCCGCGCUUUGCACAAAUGCUGGAAUUUGGAAAGAAGAGCCAUGAGGUUUCGAUGAUGGCACUGCGUCUCCUGCAGAGGAUGAAGAGAGACUGGAUGCACACGGGACGAAGACCUUCAGGCCUCUGCGGAGCAGCGCUCUAGGUAGCUGCCCGGAUGCACGCGUUCCAUCACACAAUUAAGGAAGUUAUCAGUGUGGUGAAAGUCUGUCAACCCACAUUAAGAAAAAGACUGAAUGAAUUUGAAGACACGCCUACCAGUGAGCUGACUAUUGAAGAGUUCAUGCGGGUGGAUCUGGAGCCGGAGUGUGACCCGCCCUCUUACACAGCUGGACUCAAGAAGAAAAAGCUAAAACAGUUUCCUUGGCGUCAUCCAGCAUCCUUGCUGGUGGUGAGGAAGGAGAGAAUGACUUACCUGUGCAGUACUAUAUGUGGAGAGGAUGGAGGGAACAAUGAGCAGGAGAGAAAUGGAGAGAAAGUCUUUUCAACCAAACGGCCCUCGUUAGCAUUAUUACUUGGAGCACUGCCCACUGCAGCCAGUUUGGGCCUGCCAGAGUCCAUCACCAAAAUGGAAGAGGAAAAGGAAAAUGAUGUGGAGACACAAAACGGUGAGUUAGACCUGAGCGGUAUCGACGAGGAUGAGGUCGAUCGGUAUAUCCUUAAUGAGAAGGAAGUUAAGGUGAAGACUGAACUGUGGAUGCUUCAAAAUGCAGACUACCUCAAAGAAAAGAAAGGAGAAGAAGUAAAUGUAAAGAGCAGAAGGUAACAAAGCACUUCAUAAAUGCAGGUGCAGUGGUCAGGUUACAAAUGUAUACGUUUACUUUCUUAUAUCUUAAAGCCUAAAAAGAAUGCACGGAGGCGUGAGCCCAUCAAUGCCAGCACUGUAGACGAAGCCAUUGAAAAGAUGUUGGAGCAGAAACACAUCUCCACUAAAAUAAACUAUGAUGUUCUGAAAAACUUGAACAAAUCCAGCCUAAAAAGUCCCACUCGCCAGACUGAAGAAGCUUCCGCCAGAGCCAAAAGAACCCCCGCGGCACGCCAACGGAAACCCCAACUGACUUCACCCAAGAUUGGCAAAACUAUCAGCAGCUUUGGCAAGAGUUGGCCUCAUGGGCAGACCUUGGCCAAUGAAAGCUGCCAUAGAUUUCAGACCUACACUGACAGUCUGAAGAAAGGGAUUGGUGCCCCAGUGGCCACUCCUGCUGCUCCAACCCAGAAUACUGCUGUUGUGGAGCGUGGACCAGUGGCGUACGAAGACACUGUAGAAGAAGAAGAGGAGGAGGAUGAGGAGGACGAACAUUGUGACAGUGCCAUGCAGUUAAUGGGCGGCACUGAUAAUGGCUAUGAGGUAGAUGAUGAUGAUGGCUUCUGAAUCCAGUGUGCCUUUGGCAGCACCAAUGGAGAGGAAACACAUACUUACCUAGCUGCUUAUUCUGACCCCAAAACACACAUGCAAC
Carassius gibelio (silver crucian carp) is the source of this 1470-nucleotide messenger RNA. RefSeq names its product transcription factor IIIB 90 kDa subunit-like. The transcript has 10 exons. NCBI's taxonomy places the organism in Eukaryota, Metazoa, Chordata, Actinopteri, Cypriniformes, Cyprinidae. The record is from RefSeq and is a predicted model, not a curated record.